Molecule: messenger RNA, 1390 nt
Organism: Trichoplusia ni (cabbage looper)
Lineage: Eukaryota; Metazoa; Arthropoda; Insecta; Lepidoptera; Noctuidae
Product: circadian clock-controlled protein-like
Exons: 5
Coding region: 233-1006 (257 amino acids)
Source: RefSeq, a predicted model, not a curated record
AUUAUAGACCUUAUGUGUUAAGAAUAUUGUAUAAAAUUGCGUGAACAUUUUUGACAAAUACUUACAUUGAUCAUGUUAUAAUUAUGUUGGACGGAAAAAGAAUCAGACAGUCAACAUAAAUAAGUUGCCGGUUCCUGUCAGCGCACAGUGUGUGUCGAGCUCUUGUGCCAAAACGUAAUAGAACGUGUUUUUUUUAUAAAAAUAUUAUUUCUUAUUAAAUAACAAAUAUACAAUGAAAAUGUUCGCGGCAUACAGUUUGGUUAUUCUUUCCCUGGUUUACGCAACAAAUUGCAAAGAUGGAUUUUUACCUGAAUACAUCGAACCAUGCAACAUCAAAAGCGAUAACUUUACGGAAUGCGUGAAGGAACAGAUAGAAAUAACCCUUCCUAAAUUCACUAAGGGCAUCCCUGAAAUGGGUGUGCCUUCGAUAGACCCAGUGCAGUUGAGCAACAUCGAAAUAGACGGCAAUGGACUGAACCUGUCCUUCUCGAAGGCAGCUAUGCAUGGACUAAGUGACAGCAUGUUGACUGAACUCAAGCUUGAACUAGGGAACAACAAAAGCGAGGAAACCUUCUCCUUGGCAUUCAAAGGCAACAUGAGUCUGACAGCGCAGUACGUCGUCGAUGGCAGGAUUCUGAUCCUGCCAAUUACAGGCAAGGGUGACGCUAUAGUCAAAGCACAGGGAAUCGAAGUUUGGUUGGACAGCAAACUGACCCACCAUAAGGACGAAAGUGGCGUGCACUUUAAGCUGGCGACACCGAAGUACAAGUACACCAUCGAACGUACCACGUUUGACCUGAAGAACCUGUUCAAUGGGAACAAACAACUCGCGGAAACCACACUAGCUUUCGCCAACGAGAACUGGCAGCAAUUGAUGGACGAACUAUCGCCACCAGCCAUCAAGCAAAUUGUGCGCACCCUCGUCAAGACAAUCAACAAAUUCUUCUCAAAAGUCACCAUAGACCAAAUUGUCAAAGGAUAUUUCGAUGAAGAAACCGAAAAUUAAUGUUAGCAUGUAUUAUUAGGUAUCGAUGUAAGAAGUAUUUAUUAAUACUUUUAUUUAUCUUGCAAUUAUAAAAUAACUUUCUUAUCUAAAGCUGAGUUUUCAUCCGGUAUGUGCCGUGAGUGAUGUUUGGAGAUAACUAAUAGGAUUGUUACCUAUACUUCCCGAGCGUUCUGCAACAUUAUACCUCUUCAGGAAGCUCUUAUUUAUAUGUUUUCUUUAAACGCAUUCUUCGUUACAUAUAUACCAGAUCGCAGAAUAAAUCUAGUGAAAAUCUCAAAGGAAAACUUUCUUUAUAUACUCUUUUAUCUUUCCUCUUUAACGAAUUGGGUACUCGUAUUUUCAUCCGUUGGUGCUACCUGUGUUAUUAAAUAAGACUAAAAUAUU